Molecule: messenger RNA, 690 nt
Organism: Recurvomyces mirabilis
Lineage: Eukaryota; Fungi; Ascomycota; Dothideomycetes; Mycosphaerellales; Teratosphaeriaceae
Exons: 3
Coding region: 1-690 (229 amino acids)
Cellular component (GO): endomembrane system; membrane
Source: RefSeq, a predicted model, not a curated record
AUGGCUACAGACUACGCUCGAGCUCUGGUGCGGCGGCAUCCUCUCCAACGCCGGCCGUCACCGUCCCGGGGCGCUUCGGCACUGUUGCAUGUGCUCGGUCUAGCCUCGUUCGCCUACAACUUCACCUACCUUUUCACCAACCCAAAUCCCAUGUAUGGCGUACCGAUUCCUCGAGUGGCCCAGAGAAGAGCCGGAAUUUGUAUCAUGUCGCUGAUACAAGUUCAAUACAGUAACACGUCGUACGGAUGGCACCUACAAUACCUGACGAUCAUCGGUCUGUCGCUGGCUGCAGUCACGUUCUUCAUUGGCCUUCUGGCUGAUCUGACCAUGAGCCGGUGGCUAUUCGCGGCGAAGAACGCCCUGAGUGUCGCUAGUGCGCCGAUGGAGUGCCUGAUCAGCAUGCUAUACUGGGGCCUGCGAGCUAUCGACCCCAAACUUGUCCUUCCGGGCUGGACGCCUCCAAUGGCUCUACACACCGAUCUGGGCUUUCAUGCGGUGCCCGCCAUCGCCCUGGUGACCGAUCUACUAUUCUUCUCACCGCCAUAUACGAUCGCCUUUGUGCCAGCGCUGGGAUUGAGUGGCUUCAUCGCUUUCGGCUACUGGCUGUGGAUCGAGAGAUGCUACCAAUACAACAAGUUCUAUCCAUACCCGAUAUUCACCUUGCUGAGCACGACUGAGAGAAUUGGGUAG